Oldenlandia corymbosa var. corymbosa is the source of this 963-nucleotide messenger RNA. Lineage: Eukaryota; Viridiplantae; Streptophyta; Magnoliopsida; Gentianales; Rubiaceae. The record is from the annotation of a GenBank genome assembly.
AUGGAUAAAUUUAUCCCUUCACUCUCACCGAGGAUUCCACUGCUUAUGCUUGCAAGAAAAGGAAACAGCGGCGAAUGCGAGUUUUAUCACUUAUCAAAGAAAAAGGUUUGCAUGAGAUUAUCCAUUCCGGAAGUAAUUGGCAAAAGAUGCAUUGAAGUUAGGUUCGGGUGGUUACUAACUCUCACGGAAUCAGGUGACGUUACUUUGUUGAACCCUUUCUCUCGUGCACAAUUUAAGCUCCCCAAUAUUCGAACCUUGCCUAAACCCGAAAAUCUCUGUUACGAACCGUGUCUCAUAUCUAUAAAACUAGGAGUGUUGUCAGAUAAUCCAUCUAGAGUGCCAAAUUUCACCCUAAUGGCAAUUCACUGUCACGGUAGAGCUCUAGGUUUUUGGAGGCCUGGAGAUGUGGUGUGGACGAAAAUAGAAGCUGAUAAUCAUCAAUUCGUACAUGCAAAUUACUACAACAGUAAAUUUUACGUUAUGGACGACUGUCUAAAUAUGUGGGUUUGGGAUGAGGAAGAAGGAAAGUUACUCUCUAUUGUACGAGUCGAGACUACCUGUAAUGAUGACAAUGAUGACAGUGAUGGCUCGUUUGAUGACCAUUUUAUUGUGCUUCAAAUGGAAAACAAGAACGAUUGUUGGGAGAUGGUGAAUGAUAUAGGAGGGGAUGCUCUAUUUCUUGGGUACAAUGCUGCUAUUUCUUUUCCAGAGGCGGAAGCAAAAAGAUUUGGAAUUAAAGGUAAUACUAUAUAUUUUGCUCCUCAUUUCAACAAAACCGUAAGUAUAGUAGAAGGGGGAGCCAAGAAUAUGGGGAUUUAUAAUUUCAAAGAUGGAAGUACUGAACGUUUUCAUGGAGUGGAUCAAUACGACUACCCACACUAUGGACUUGGUAAAUACUUUAAACCACUCUAUGGGGUUGAUCAGUAUCUCAACUCACCCUUUUGGAUAUCUUCCGGCAAUUAG